UCCCUCGCCGGCCCGCGCCAUCUAUCUGGGGGAACUCGGUCGGUGUGUCGCUGCUCGCGCGUGCACAAGUCGGAACUCGGGCAGGCAUUCUUUCUCGUGAAACUCGUGCGUCCGUUCGUACGUACGUGCGGGCGGGUGAGCGAACGGACGUGCAUGCGUGCCGUGCGUUCGUGCCGAUUGUACAGCGUGGGUUCGCUGGAGGAACAUGUGACGAAGCGUGCCCCCGCGUGUGUUUGUGCGCGCGAUCGCGAUUCCGUGCGGCGAAUCGUGUGCACGCCGCGGCCACCGGGUACCGCGAGAAAGGGAGGAGGAGGAGGAGGUGGAACAAACAACGGAGCAACGAGUGUCGGCCGCGUUUUGUCCUGAAAAUUCUUUCAGGGUCGCCGAUGCGGGGUCGGUCGUGCCUCUGUAUCGUCGCAGGGAUAAGUUUUCGCGUUCCCGAGUAGGUUUCCUCAACAUAGUUCCGUUCGCGCGAUGAUCGCGACGUGUCCGCGGAUGCGUUAGGAUAUCAGUAAAAUUGAGGAAGAACGAACGGAUCGCGGAGACGAGACGCACGGCGGCAAGACGGACAGACGGACGGGCGGACAGACGAACGGACAAACGGAGGAACGAAUGGACGAAUAGGGGGAGGGCGGACGAGGCGGAGUGGACGUUCGGUCGGGUCGGCCGAGUGCACGCGUGCACAUUGACUUUGCUCGUAGCGGUUAUGCACAGCGCGUCUGGCCGUGUGCGCCAUAUCGUGCUGCGGACGAGCGACGACGGCAGUGGUGAGAUCUCUCGCGCGAGCAGCGGUGCGCGUCCCGCCGUGUGAAUCGCGGUGAUACGCGGAGUAGUAGUACGCGGACGGACCGCGGUGACGUGUGAAGUAAGGCGGGGAAGAGUGGCGGGGGAGGAGAGGGAAGAAGAGAGGAAAAAAAAAAGAGGAACGGUCGUCGUCACCGGCAACGGCGGCGCGUCUCACAUCUCGCCGUCAUACGCGGUCAGCCCGCGUACGCGAGGGGGAGGAGGAGGAGGGAGACGGCCGCGCGGAGAAGAACAGAAAGUGGAGGAGGAGGAGGAGCAGAAUCGGUUCGUCUCGCAUGUCUGCUGAACCGCCACGCGAAUUCGGAUCAGUCCCGAUUGACAUCGUAGAGUGACCACCGUCGAAAGAAUGGAAGCCAUGGAUGCAGAUGGAGACUCCGUGGUGGAUUUGAGCAUCAGCAGUGGCAGACGCAAUUCCCCGUCCCUCUCCGUGAAUUCUGCCGACGUUCCGCUGGAUCUGGGAGUUCACUUUUCCACUGGUUCCAAUUUGGAGAAUAGCAUGCCGGAAGCACGUAAUAUACAAAACGCUGCCCGUGGCAUCCUGGCGCCUAAACGCUCGUCGCACGGGGACGAACGUAAGCAACGUCGUAAUCUUAGACCUAGAAUCGAAAGGAGCUACGCCGAGAGCCCCGAUGAACCUAGAAUGAACGGAUAUCUAAAUGGAAAUGCAUCGGACAGCGAUGAAGGCGACAUGCCUCCGUUGCUGCCGAUCAAGGAACUGUCAUCCGACGAAUUAGCCGAGCGCGAAAGAAUGCUCAGAAAGUAUAAGGAGGAACUCAAGUCGGAGGAAAUGAAAUUAGUACUUUUGAAGAAGCUGCGUCAGUCUCAGCAACUUAAGGAGAACAUCGCGGCGGCACCCAAAGUUCUCAGCAAACUACCACCUCCAGUAACAGCGCAGCAAGUGCCUCACAGAGCUGGGAAAGCGCCACCGCCUUUACUUAAGGGUCAACCCGCACCAAGCAGAAGUAGUAGUUUGCAUGCUCCACCACCGGGCAUGGUACUACCUCCUACCGCCGGUCGAAAUGCCAUUCCAAGUACAGGCGGAAUGCCUCCGAACAUGGUGAUACCGCAACCACCUCAUCCUAGAGGAAGACCACCCAGUGUUGCGGCGGCAACUGUCUCGAGUUAUCACGCGCCAACGGACAGAACGGAGAGAUCUACGAAAGAUCCAACGCCGACUCCUGCGCAUCAAGUAAGUAAGCUGCUUGCUGGAUCGCAAGAAAAUAAAACCACCACAUCCUUAAGCACACCUGUGAAUUCGGAACAGGAAAAAACAACGCGAGACGAGACACCCGCUCAACGUCAAGCAGCUGCCAAAAUGGCCCUAAGAAAACAGCUCGAGAAAACAUUGUUGCAAAUACCACCGCCGAAACCGCCGCCUCCGGAGAUGCACUUUGUACCGAAUCCCUCCAAUACGGAAUUCAUAUAUCUGGUUGGUUUGGAACACGUGGUCGAUUUUAUAACGAAGGAACCGGCGGUACCACCACCUCCUGAACCAUUCGAGUGCUCGCAAUGCAAAACCGAUUUCACGCCCGUGUGGAAAUGGGAGAAACCUCUGCCUGGUGGUAAGAAGGACAGUCCUAGAGGGCAACAUGCGACUUUCCAACGACCAUCAGCGGGUCGCGAUCCAAGAGUCAUAUGUGAACACUGUGUGACGACUAAUGUGAAGAAAGCGUUGAAGGCAGAGCACACUAAUCGAUUAAAAACUGCUUUCGUAAAAGCGCUACAGCAAGAACAGGAGAUAGAGCAAAGGCUAGCGCAAGCGGCAUGUCCGAGUCCAGAUCCUCCUGCUCCGAAACCAGUUCCUAAGGCAGCCACUCCUACAAGAAGAGUAGCUACACCGCCUGCGCCUCCGCCGCAGGUACCGCCGGCACCUACGUUGACGCCGACGCCUCCCGCGCCGAAGCUGCAAGAGCAUCCCUUGGUGAAGCUGGCUGAGAGUGGGAAGUUUAAUCCGCAUCAUGCAGCUGCUGCGGCAGCCUUGCAGCAACAAUUGCUCAGAGAAUUGGCGAAGAAUCCGGUAGCAGCGGGUCUACCACCGCAUCAACCUCUUCCUGCUCAUAUGAUGCCGCAUUUUACCUCGAUACUGUAUCCCUACCAAUUAGCAAUGGCUGCUGGUGGCAAGGGCCUUGUAGAGCUACAACGACAAGCGGCGGACCUUCAACGUCAAUAUCUGCUUGACAUGAUUCCGUCGCAGGCAUCUCAAGCGCAAGGCAAUCAAGCACCACCCAGAGCCCAUCCACACAACUGGAAAACGUAACCGGACGCAUUUAAAGGAUGAUGUAGCAGUAAGUGCGAAUAAACAGUGAACCUGUGUAACGGAAAAUGAAGAAGCUAAGGGAGAAUCUAGUAAAGUGUGCAGUCAUAAUUCUGUGCGUCUGAAUGUUACUAUGCCAAUCGCAACGUUAGUGUCUCAGUUAAGGAGAAGCUCAAGUACGUCAGAAGAAUGACAUUCGUUAGUAUUGUAUAAAGAAUAAUUAAUCGUUGUGAAUAUGUCAAUUGACGUGUACGUUUUAUGACUUUAUUGUUAUCUAAGGGGUAAAGGUUUAAUUUCCGUCAUUGAAACACGCACUCAACGUUACGUAUGAGUUGGGGUACAGAAUCGCGUCGCGUCCAAGUGAUUCAUCGUUUAAUGGAGGCCAAACGGAUUCUCCCGAAAUGGAAAUGUGUCGCUCAUUUCCUUUUUCCUGAUCUUUCCUUAUAUAUAUAUCCGUUAUUAUUUCGUUAAUGUGUCGUUAACGUUGUCCACUGAACAGCUGAUAUAUAAACAUAAUAAUUAAUUUAAGCGUAUCGACAAGCAUAUUAUAACAUUAAAUGCAAUUGCUUGAAUUAUAAACCCAGAGUUGUUUAACUAGACGCGAGUGAGCGAUCACCUCUUCACUCUUACUGUAUUAUUUUUUUAAACUAUUCAAUAUCAUAUUUUGUAUUAUUUUUUUUGUACUAUUUCGUAUUACUUUUCAUAACAUUCUUUCAUCUCUUUUUUUGUUAUGUUAAUGAAUUUUAUUAUUAACAAGUAAUAUUAUCCAUUUGUGCAAGAUUCUAUUAUUGUAUUUCUUCUGUAUCAUUUUCUUGCUUUGCCAUUUACAAGGAGUAUUUAAUAUGAUAGAAAGUAAAGUAAAAAUGCUCGCUCUCUCGCGUGACGAUAUCACAAGUUAGACAACUCUGUUAUACAACAUAAAUAUAAAGAACCAAAUAGACAUUUACAAGGCACUAAAUAAAUCAAUAAUAAGUGUAAAACGACUGCAAAUCAGAUUAUUAACAAUAAUAGUUAUAAUUGCGGGAGGGAAGACACGAGAGUGUAAAACGAGGUAACGAAGUUGAUGGAAAGGAUCUUUUUAGGCCCUUAGAUAGUUAAGACGAUUUUUGCCGUUGGUUCCAAUGAGUGUUGUGAUCAUCGGCAGUACCUGUACUAUGUGUAUAUCUCAUUAUUUUCUCCGAACUUAUAUUUUAAGGCGAGUUUAAUGCAAGAUAGGGCUGUAGCUGCAUACGAGAAAAAAGAAAAAAAAUAACCUUUGUAAGAAAGCGCGUGUGAGUGAUGAUAAGCCAGCACAUGUGAGAUGUAUAGCAAUCUUUUUCUCUCUUGACAUACGGCGGAGUAUGCAUCGGCGAGUUUUUUUUUUUUUUUUUUUUUUUUGUGAAAAGCGACACGAAUGAUUAUUCGCGCACAAAUAUGAUUUUCACAUGCGACGUUAAGUCGCAUGUCAAGUCGGACUCGUGUCACGCGCGGAAUUAUACACUCUCGGGCGAUGUAUACACGACUUAAACUUGAACAAUUCUUGUACGUUAAAAACGAGACUCAGACGAAUCUGAAAUGGUAAUUCGGGAUUCGAGUUAACGCAGCGCGAUUGAUUUCAUGUCACAUUUGAUGUAAAAGUAUUUAAAGAAACUUAACUAGAAAAGAUACGUAAUCGAGAUUUUUGCGAAUUGUUACAACACGGCGACCGCCGGGUUUUUACGACGUCCUCUAUGAGUCUGCACUUGAACGAGUUAAAAAAAGAACGUAUCCGGCACUUGUCCCCAUUAAUACCAGUCCUCCACCCCCCUUCCUCCUCCACUAAUAGUCUGAUUUAAUUAAUUCUGGGCUAACCGAUCUUGGUCUUAUACAUUUCCGAAUCAAUUAAUAUAUAGUACUAUAGUCUUGAUAUUUCUCGAUAUAUGAUACAACUUAAUAAACUAAAAUAGCGCAUAAUCAUCUCUCUUUGUACUACGUGAUAGAUUUUGAACUCGUACUUGAUAUACAUGUACACCAUAAUAAGUCUACGAUCGCAUAAUAGAUCAAGAUCUGUGUUUUUUGUGUAAGAGAAAACGUAAUAAUAUGUCGUCGUCAACUAAUUACCGUCAUCGGGGCACUACCGUCGUCGUCGUUGUUGUCGUUAUCCUAAAAUGAGAUCCGGGAGCGAAAUAGAAUGACAACCUGAAGAAGGAGAGAGUCUUAAAAGCUUGAACGUACUUCUCCAAGAAAACUGAGCAAUAUUUUACAUAAUUUGGAUAAUUAAAGGCUUUAUUUCCAAGUUGUUUUACGUUAAAAAAAUUUGCUCUUUAAGCAAUCAGGUUAAAAUGCAAAAAAUAAUUACAUGUUAUAUUCAUUAAAAUUAAUUAUGAUUUAUAAUUAUUAGUUAUAAGUCAUAUCUUCUAGUGUUUAUUCAUUGAAUUGUCUAAAUUGAUUCAAUAUGUGUUUAUUAAUUUAAGAAAUAACGAUUGGAAUUUUAAUAUUUUCGAUGAUUACUUAAAACUACUUGGAAAUAAGCUUAUCAAUUCCGCAAUCACUUGCGACAUCUUAUAUAACAAACAUAAGAAUCACUGUGGGAAUUCAAAUUCUCAAUUUACUUUUUACCGAUGUAUAAACGGAUGAUAUAUAAAAGAUUACUUUAUUUUUCUUUAUAAAAUUAAUGGCACAAGAAUAUGCUUGAUAUGACUCUUGGAAUUUACCGAUUCGGUAAAAAAUAAAUUAUCAUCAUCAUCAUCGUCAUUAUUAUCAGCAUCGUGAUUAUCAUCAUUAUUCAUCAUUACCAUCAUUAUUCAUCAUUAUCAUUAUCCACAAAUAGAUUAUCAGCAUUCGGUAAUCGCGUCUCGUUUCUCAUAAAUAAAAGGAAUACAUUUCUUUCUAAUUUUCUUUUCUAGUCUUGUCUCUUUUUAAUCUCUGUGUGGUGCUGUUAGCAAUUAAGCACUUUCAAAGUGCGAGAGAAUUUUAUAUCCUAAAAAA
Messenger RNA from Monomorium pharaonis (pharaoh ant), 6004 nucleotides. RefSeq names its product transcriptional repressor p66-alpha (gene simj). Gene Ontology annotation, biological process: negative regulation of transcription by RNA polymerase II. Bases 1151 to 3061 code for a protein of 636 amino acids. The transcript has 9 exons. The record is from RefSeq and is a predicted model, not a curated record. NCBI's taxonomy places the organism in Eukaryota, Metazoa, Arthropoda, Insecta, Hymenoptera, Formicidae. Gene Ontology annotation, cellular component: NuRD complex.